This is a messenger RNA of Dicrocoelium dendriticum, 1913 nucleotides long. The record is from the annotation of a GenBank genome assembly. NCBI's taxonomy places the organism in Eukaryota, Metazoa, Platyhelminthes, Trematoda, Plagiorchiida, Dicrocoeliidae.
AUGCGGAGAAGACUUCUGACACUUCUUAAUUCUUUCAUGCUUGGUGCCGGCGUGCGAUGCAUGUCCAGAGAAAGUAGGAUGCUCGACCUACCGAAGACUCAUGGUAUUGAUGUGCUCCGAGAUCCAAGUACCAACAAAGGUACCGCAUUCAGUCUUCGGGAACGUCAGCUGUUGGGUAUCCAUGGUCUCCUCCCUCCGGCGAUACUCACCAUGGACCAACAAGUUGACAAAAUGAUUGCCAAUUUAGUCAAGCUGUCCGAUGAUCUGCAAAGAUAUAGCUUUUUAACUUCACUGCAGGAUCGAAACGAGAGAUUAUUUUACAAACUCAUCACCGAACACAUCGAGUACUGUAUGCCCCUGAUAUACACGCCUACCGUCGGUCUUGCUUGCCAGUACUACGGAACCGUAUUCCGAAGACCAAGGGGAUUAUACAUUACUGUGCACGAUCGUCACAACAUCGUGUCCAUUCUGAACAAUUGGCCCGAGCCGAAAGUUAAAGCCAUUGUCGUGACAGAUGGAGAGCGCAUCCUCGGUUUGGGUGAUCUGGGCGCAUACGGCAUGGGAAUUCCGGUUGGGAAAUUGUCGUUGUACACCGCUCUGGCUGGUGUUCAUCCGAAACACUGCUUGCCAAUCUUGCUGGACGUCGGCACAACCAACCACGACUUAUUGAAUGAUCCCAUCUACACAGGCGUCAGACACAACCGCAUUCACGACGAACGAUACGAUGAGUUGGUGGAGAACUUCAUGCAGGCUGUGGUCAUGAAAUACGGCACCGACUGUCUUAUUCAAUUUGAAGACUUCGGGAACCAUAAUGCAUUUCGCCUUCUUCAACGAUACCAGCAAGAUUAUUGCAUCUUCAACGACGAUAUCCAAGGCACAGCCGCUGUGACUGUGGCUGGACUUCUGGCCGCGGGCAGGAUUACUCAACGCAAUUUGAAAGACAAUGUAUUCCUCUUUGUCGGGGCUGGAGAGGCAGGCAGUGGUAUCGCUCAGAUGCUUGCGAAGGCCUUACAGCUGGAGGGCCUCAGCAAACGCGAAGCACAUCGAAUCAUCUACAUGACAGAUAAAGACGGUCUGUUGGUGCGCGACCGACCCGAGGGUAAUCUGACGGAGCUUAAUUCCCCGUUCGCAAGAAUUGAUGUGGAAGCGUGCACAGAUUUGGAAGAAAUUGUUCGACUGCACAGGCCAACCGUCCUCAUCGGUGCAUCCGGACAAGGUGGGCUAUUCACCCCAGCGAUUCUGAAACAAAUGGCGAUCAACUCGGAUCGCCCCGUCAUCUUCGCCCUAAGUAAUCCUACCUCGAAAUCUGAGUGUACCGCUGAGGACGCUUAUCGAUUAACUGAAGGUCGGUGUGUAUUUGCCAGUGGGUCUCCUUUUAGUCCCGUCGAACUGGAUGUCGGAGGCAGGCGGCAAACAUUCGUCCCUGGUCAAUGCAACAAUUCUUACAUCUUCCCCGGUGUCGGCCUGGCCAUCACUGCGUGCAAUAUACGUCCGGUGCUCAAUGGGCUCUUUGUCCGAGCAGCGCAGUGCCUUGCAGAACAGGUCUCUGAAGCGGAUUUACAACUCGGUCGAGUCUUUCCCCCUCUCAGCCUACUCAGAAAGGUGUCUCUGAAGAUUGCCGAAUGUGUGGCAGAAUGUGCCUACCAAAGCGAUUUGUGCAAUCUGUAUCCCAAACCGAAAGAUCUACAUGAGCAUCUCAUACAGAAUAUGUAUGAUCCGGAUUACUUCGAGUACAUCCCGGAACUAUACGACUGGCCAUCAGAGGCGUACGGCUCGGCAAAUUGAUUGUCGUCUUGUCUGAGUCCGCUAAUUCUUUUGUCCACCCUUGCACCCAGGUUUCUAGAUGUCAUCGUUCUCAUCUUCCAUCUGAUUUACAAUAUGUGAAUUAAAACGGCUUAUGUGUCAAGUUUUCC